AGGCACCCAUAUGGGACAAGAGAAAGAAUUAUCAGAAGCAGUACAACUUGGGAAGAGUCAACACUAAGAUUUACUAAUGAUUCCUAAUUAUUUUUACAUUUUUUUCCUUUUGGCAGGACAAAAAGAUCAAUGAUUUUCUGUUGCUCCCAGAUUUUGGCCCAAACGCUUUCUUUUUUUGUUUUCUUGAUCAGAAGAGGAAGCAAACAGUUCAUCCACAUGCACUAUUGCACUUUAAUGCUCAGGUAUCAUUCCUGAGUCUGAAGCUGCCUGAAAGGAGCUCUCAUUGGGGCUCUGGAGAGAAAAGUUUCCAGCUGCAGCAAAAUUUAUUUAAUCUUGUACCAAAGGAGGAAAAAUAUCCUGACAAAGAACUAAACGGAUGAUAAUGCAAAAGUAUGUAUAAAGGUAUUGCCACUUGGAAAAGAAAAGAGAAAUAAGGAGGAGAGAAGAAGCCACAAAGAAACAGAGGAGCAGCAUGGGGAACUUUUGCCGGAAACAUUGCACUUGGAUGGAGCGGUGUGCCCCUUGGCUCUUCCAAGAGAGUGAUGGCAUACAGGGAGAGGGAUAUAAGACGGGGAUGGGCCAAGAUAACCUGGGCUGGGUGAAAGAUGACUGCCAGACAGAGAAUACGUCUCAGAUAACAACAAAGAAAGAUGUGACUGGUAUUCCUUUGCCCAUGCCCAAGAACCACCACAAGUUUGUAGCACUUUUUGAUUAUCAGGGCCGCACUAAGGAGGACCUGAGCUUCCAAGCUGGAGAUAAACUCGAGGUGCUGGAUACAUCUCCGGAGGGCUGGUGGUAUGCUAGCCUCCUCCUGGACAGUGCCUCAACACGGCCUGGACAGAAGCUCCGUGGCUACAUCCCUGCCAACUAUGUAGCUCCUGAUCAGAGCGUUGAGGCUGAACCAUGGUUUUUUGGACCAGUCACGCGAGCAGAUGCAGAGAAACAACUGUUGUGCCCUGAAAAUCAGGAAGGAGCCUUCCUAAUCCGAGAAAGCGAAAGUAAAAAAGGCGAACUCUCUCUUUCAGUCUUUGAUGGAGCAGUUGUGAAACACUACAGGAUCCGACAGGAGGCUGGAGAAGGCUUUUUUCUUAGCAAAAAGAAUAUUUUUAAAACAUUGAAUGCUUUUGUUGACCACUACACCAAUAUCAGCGAUGGCCUCUGUGUAAAGCUCAGGAAGCCCUGUAUAAAGAAAAAAGUUCCUGCUCCUUUCGAUUUGUCAUACAAAACUGCAGACCAGUGGGAGAUAGACCGAAAUUCUCUGAAACUGUUGAAAAAAUUAGGUUCUGGUCAAUUUGGUGAAGUGUGGGAAGGUCUCUGGAAUAAUACCACGCCAGUGGCAAUCAAAACAUUAAAACCAGGUUCAAUGGAUCCAAAGGACUUCCUGAGGGAGGCACAAAUAAUGAAGAACCUUAGACAUCCAAAGCUUAUACAGCUCUAUGCAGUUUGCACUUUAGAGGAUCCAAUUUAUAUUAUUACUGAGCUGAUGAGACAUGGAAGUCUACUAGAAUACCUCCAAAAUGAUGCAGGUUCAGAGAUCCAUCUGUCUGAACAAAUAGACAUGGCAGCUCAGGUUGCCUCAGGUAUGGCUUACCUGGAAUCCCAGAACUAUAUCCAUCGGGAUUUGGCGGCCAGGAAUGUCCUUGUGGGUGAACACAAUGUUUACAAAGUGGCAGAUUUUGGACUUGCAAGAGUUUUUAAGUUAGAAAAUGAAAAUGUAUAUGAAGCUAAACAUGAAACGAAACUCCCUGUGAAAUGGACAGCCCCUGAAGCGAUCCGCUCCAAUAAAUUCAGCAUUAAGUCUGAUGUGUGGUCAUUUGGAAUACUUCUCUUUGAAAUAAUCACCUAUGGGAAGAUGCCUUAUUCUGGUAUGAUGGGCUACCAAGUAAUCCAGAAGCUGGAUAAAGGAUACAGAAUCCCUCAACCAGCUAACUGUCCAGAUAAGCUCUAUAACAUUAUGCUGGAGUGCUGGAAUGCAGAGCCCAAAGGACGGCCCACUUUUGAAACAUUGCACUGGAAACUGGAAGAUUAUGAUACGGACUCUACAUCCUAUAUUGAUGCAAAUGCUUUUGUAAAAUGAAUGUUGUGGCAGAGACUGAAGAAAAUCAAAUGAUCAGUUAAAUAAGUAUGGUAUAAAGGGUAACUGUGAAAUAAAUUUCACCUCAAAAUAUGGGGGAGGAGAGGUUUAAAUUAUUAGAUGAAACUAAGGAAUUUUAUAAAUUGCCAAGUCUAUGGUGAUGUUCCAGGACACUAGAGAUUUUAAUGUCAGCCAUUGUCUUGCAAAAUUAAGAAAACAGAAAUGAGGGGGCUUUAUUGUUUGUUUGUUUGUUUUAUAAAAUAAGCUCUCUUCUAUUUAUUAUUUAAAUAAUAGACCAAAAGAAUGAACAGAUGAGAUUGUUGCUCAAUAAGCCUUGUUGCAUUUCACUGUUUAUCUACUAGAAUGGUUAUUUGUUAUUCCUUAGAUUGCUGAAGCCCAUCAGCUUGUUGCUAUGAAGGAAUCUGAUUACUUUGUUGCACAGCAGGACCUGUGCUUUGAGACUUUUCUUUUCUUUUUAAAAUAUCCUGUGACUAUAAUGCUGGCAAAGCCAUAUUAGAUGUCUUGAUUGUACAUGGAGUGCACAUGCCUUUGCUAAAGAGGAAAAUGAAACAGAUAUUGGGAAAAGAAUUAAAAUAGCAGCAAAACAAACUUUUUGCUUUAUAUAUGUGCAGUGUCUAUCUUAUGAAAUAAUCACCAUUAGCAUUAGUUAAUUAAGUUUAACAUGCUAAUGAUUUUUUAAAUUAUCCACCGAGGUGCACAGAGACAUUUUAUAAUCCAUUUUUAAGAAUCAUGAAGCUGAAAAGAUUUUUUAUAAUGAAAUAGACAUGGCCUUAAUAUUUUGGAGUGAUUCUGAAAAAUUCCCAACCUCAGCUUACGCAUUUGACAGCACUGUGCCUAGGACCAUACAUCGACUUUUGAGAAGGGUCAGCAAAAUGCUUCUUUUCCCCCUGCUCUCUGUUCCAAACGUAUCUGAUUUAUUUUAUAUAGCAUAGGAUGAUAUUGGGCCAGCUUCGUAUGCUGCAGGAGAAGUAGAGCGCUGCUGAUUAUAUGCGGGUCUGAGCAUUGUUAGCAACAUUUAUCCAAUUCUAGGUAAAUUAGCCAGGUGUCUGACUUCUGCUAAAUCCUGAGAGCUUGAAGGCUUUUGUGUGCAGCAUAAUUGUGAACUAUAUUUUCCCCUUCAUUUUCAAUUAUUGAACUAUAGAAUCUAUUGUAGUCUGUAAUAUUAAUACAACACAUACUAUAGGCUCAAAAUAAGUAUCUAACUACUAUCUCCCAAUAUCAGAGAUACAAGGUGUCUGCCAGGAAAAUCCUAAAAUAGAUAUAAAUAAAUGAAAAGAUUCACUAACCUAAAAUUUGUAUGUCUUUCAUUGCUUAUUUUCUCUGCCAUUUCCUUGUUAUUUUCUUCUCCUUCCACAUCAAGCCUAUUUACUCCAUUUCAAUUCCUCCCACUUUCCCCCCUCAUUUGUCAUCUAUUUUUAAUCUGCUCUUUCUCUUUUCUUUGUCUCAUCUCUUCUUUUCUUGGAAAGCAACAUCUUUUUUUCCACAUGCACCCCAUUCUCUGUUGCCCACCCAAAACUCCCUCCUUUAUUAUAUAGUUUCUUCUCCACUUCCUCUUUGUCCCUUUGUAUUCUUAUCUCGCUAUCCUCCUUGCUUUCCUUGUUUUUCACCCCACUCUCCCCCCAUUACAUAUGUAAAGCACUUUACAACAUUAACCAAUUAACUGCCAUAACAUUCCUGUGAUGUUGGAAAGCAUUACUAUCUCCAGAGAAGGAAGGAAAGCUUAAAUGACUUGGCCAAAGGCACAGUGGAAGUCAGUGUUGGGCACUGGGAUGGAAUGCAGCAUAGCCUCAUGAUGAUAAGCUCCCCUCACCCCUCCCCUUUGUAACAGGAGCUCACACUGACUACUCAGCACUGAAGCAAGCUCAGCUACUGAUUAGUGGCCAGCAACCAGAUGGAACUUGUGAUGACCAUAGCAGCAUCAGCUCAGGAGGCAGUCUAGGGUGACCAGAUGUCCCGAUUUUAGAGGGAUAGUCCCGAUAUUUGGGGCUUUUUCUUACAUAGGCUCCUAUUACCCCCCACCCCCAUCCUGAUUUUUCACACUUGCUGUCUGGUCACCCUAAGGCAGACCCAACUCAUAAAUUCAAGUCCCGGAUCCUUACAACCAUGGGUUUAACAGGUCCCAUGCACAACUUGACUUUUGAAAGCCUAUUAUUUUUCAGAAAAAAAAAAUCACUUUCAAACUUUCAAUCCUGACGAGGAGGUUGCAUUUCCGGGAUGAUUGUGACACUGAAAUAGGUUAGAAACAUUUUAAUUAAAAACUGAUUUCACCCUUGACACUUAUAGAGGUGUAAAAUUCAGAAGGGUCCUUGGCUUUGGGCUUCACUGGCCCCAUAGUUUGAGGCUCUUUACUCCUAAGGACACUCAUGUAAUCAAGAACAGAUCAAAGGGGACAUUUAAGACUUAUUGGAAUCUUAGUUACAGAAAGCACCUAUAUUAGAUAAACUUUACAGCAGAUGUUAUAAAGGUUAUAAGAGUUCUAUAGCAAGGGAGCUGUUGCAUCAAACUCUCUUACAGAGAAGAAAACCUAACACAAAGAAUUAAUUAUCAUAAUUCAAAGUUAUAUCAAAUGGCCCCAAAUCCUCUGUGCUAGACAGUAUAGCUGGGCUGAAAUGGACAGAUUCCCAUACUAUCCUUAAACACCUCAAUGAAUGACCCAGUAUGUCUGAAAAAAGCAUGUAUAUGUAGGAAACAUGUUCCUAGAUCAACACAGGACCAUGAGCUCAUAAACUUGUAAUUUCCAUCUUCUUCCCCCAAAUAUGCAUAUAUAUCGCAUUGCCACCAUACACAAGUUUUUUCUUCACUGCUCUAUAAUUACACCCCACAUAGAUUUUUUUAUUUGUGAAAUUUCUAUCAAAAACAGUAAAAUCAAUAUUUUUCUAUGAUUUUGUUUAACUUAGUUUAAGUACAUUGUAGGCCUGAGGUUUGCGUAGGUGUCUAAAGCUUGCAGUUAGUACGGGAAUUUGUGCGCUUCAUCCCCAACUGUACUGACUGACACAGAGGAUUUUGAAGGAGCUGGGAUAUAGUGUAAUAACCUAGAAAAAUCAAAACUGUGCCCGUUUCAAUACAUAGCAACUCUUCCUCCUGAGGUGGGAGGGAUAGCGGUAUGGGGACUGUACUGUAUUUCUGAAGAGAUGGUGCUCUUUCCACACCAGGAACGGUGAUGAUUUUGUGUCAUCUUGCCAGCUCUGCAGUUAAGUUUCCGUGAGCCAGAGCACUGAAUUGAGGAUAGCUCGUUUGGCCCAGGGACACUUUCUCAGACACUCCAUGUCCUGUGACUGUAAGAGUCUGGAAAUUGGACCACUUCUUAUCUUUUCCUUUUGCUUUUUGUUGUAGAGUUAGAUCCAAGCCACAAAAUAAAAUCUGGCUCUGGAUCGGACUGGAAAGUUUGGGGCUGCUCAUACUCUUGUUUCUUCAAGAUGUAAUAAUCUGCAACUUCCUAAAUCUUUAAAGGCUAGACUGCCACUCUUACUCGCGUUGAAUAGUAUGCUAGUCUAUAAAAAAAUUCCAUGGAAAUUAAUGGAGUUACUGGGGGAAUAAGGUGGGAUUCAACAUAAGAGUGGCAGAAUCUACUCCUAAGCAUGUGCAUUUAUUCAACUAAAAGUGACUGAAUAUAAAGGACUUGAUUCUCCACAGUCCCUAACAUACCUAUGUGAAGUGGCUGUGACACAUCACCAUUCUAUUUUAGCUCCAUUUUUCACUACUAGAAAGUGCAAGGCAGUGGAGAAUUAGGCCCCAAAGAAAGAGUAAAAUAUAGAGCAGUUUAAAAUAUUGCUAUCUACUCUUUUUUUCCCCUCCAUUUUUCUAUAGGACUGGAUAGAUGUAGCUAAUCAACUUGUGUGUUGAUCAGUCCUUGACAGAAAUCAAACCUGAUUAGUGGUGGUGUAGUAUAGACCUUGGCUGAAAUCCUCCUAUCAAAUUGGUUCCUUAGUCUAACCCAUUGGAAGCGAAUGAUCUAACCAGUGGACCAAAUUUGGUGAUGAAUCCUGUUCAUGUGCUACCUGAGGCACGUUGCACAUACACUAAGAAGAUCCAAUCCAUUUCAUAACAAUUUGUAUUUAUAUGACAGAUACCAAUUGUAGUCAGAGCUCUUCUCUAAGGCUUGAUUUAAAUGGAACAUCAGGGUUAGCGUUUCCAGUUAUAGUGCACACUAAAAUGGUUUAACGUAUUGCACUUGAUUCUUGAGGCCCUUUAUGUUCAAGGUUCUGCCAAAGCAAUCUAUUGCACUUGUUUUUACUUGGCUCAUAGAGGGAAAAUAAUGGAUUUAGUUAUGAGAAACAGUAAUAGAUUUUAAAAAAUUGACAAAUUUCUAUGUUUAGAUAGAAGAAAGGGAUCAGGAAGAUAUAAGUGGAAUUAUUCUGCAAUAGACUAGCUCUUGUAAAAUUCACUUCACAUAAAUUGUACUGAGACACCUUUCUAUGUAAUGUUUUAUUUAUGUAAUUCAGGGUUUUUUUUAUAGAAUUAAAUCAUUUCAUGCAGUC
Molecule: messenger RNA, 6573 nt
Organism: Mauremys mutica (yellowpond turtle)
Lineage: Eukaryota; Metazoa; Chordata; Testudines; Geoemydidae
Gene: FRK
Product: fyn related Src family tyrosine kinase
Exons: 8
Coding region: 473-2077 (534 amino acids)
Biological process (GO): innate immune response; protein phosphorylation; cell differentiation
Cellular component (GO): extrinsic component of cytoplasmic side of plasma membrane
Molecular function (GO): ATP binding; non-membrane spanning protein tyrosine kinase activity; signaling receptor binding
Source: RefSeq, a predicted model, not a curated record